AUGAUAAGGAAUAUUAAAGGACCAGAAAAUUCUGCUCCACAUCCAAUUAAGUUAUUAACACUUAACACUUGGGGCUUAAAAUUUGUUUCCAAAUUACGGAAAGAAAGAUUGGAAGCUAUAGGUGAUAGAUUAAGUAAACCGACUUCGCUUGAUGAAGAUUAUGAUAUAGUAGCCUUACAGGAAGUAUGGUGCGAAGAGGAUUGGCUUUAUAUAAGUAACAAAUGCAGAGAGAGAUAUCCAUAUAGAAGAAUAUUUAAAUCAGGAAUUGUUUCAGGGCCAGGACUAGCAAUUUUAUCAAAAAUUCCUAUAGAGUCAACCUUUCUAUAUAGAUUUCCAAUUAAUGGAAGACCAUCAGCAUUCUUUAGAGGUGAUUGGCUUGUAGGUAAGAGUAUUGCAAUCACAUUGUUAAAGCCACAUACAAAUGAUUCAUUACCAAUUGCUAUUUUGAAUUCACAUAUGCAUGCUCCAUAUGCUCAGACCGGUGAUGCAAGUUAUUCCUGUCAUAGGGCAUGUCAGGCAUGGGAUUUUUCAAGAUUUGUUAAUAUGUUAAGGAAGUCUGGAUAUGCAGUAAUACAAGUAGGUGAUUUAAACUCCAAACCUGGUUCGUUACCAUAUAAAUUGUUCACAGUUGAUGGAGGGUUGAGUGAUUCAUGGGAAAUUUGUCAUAACAGUAAAAAUAGUUCAAUAAUUGCACCGGAAGAUAUUGCGACUAUGGAUCCAAAAGAGCAAAUACUAGUUGGGGGUAUUACUUGUGAUUCCCAAUUAAAUACUUGGAGAGCACACAGAGAGAGAUGGGAAGCAUGUAGGUUGGACUAUGCAUUAAUCGAUUCUUACAAUAUCAAACCUAUUAACGCGAGUGUCAAAUUUACCGAUAUAUUACCACCACCUUUGAAUUGUUCUUACUCUGACCACUUUGCGUAUAGUACAGAAUUGGUAAUAGCUCUGAAAGUGGACUAUCAUUAUAACGAAAACUCUGAGAACAACAAUGAAAAAUUGAAGGUUUACCAAGAACUUCUUGAAGAAAUUGGACGUUAUCAAAAGUAUACCAUACCUUUUCAAGCAAAUUGGAGAAAAAUGCAUUUCUUUUUAUCCAUUAUCGUGGUAAUCGCUAUACACGUAGGAAUAACAUUUGCAUCAGAGAAAAAGGCAUGGUCGUCAGUCUUAUUACUUUUCUUAAGCACUGUUGUUGGAAUAACAGGAGUCAUCAAUGGGAUGAUUUGGUAUUUUGGAGUCAGGUCUGAACUGAGAGCUUUACAAGAAGUGGAAAUGGAAGUCGAAGAUGUAUAUGCGUUGAUUAAAGAUGCAUAG
This is a messenger RNA of Debaryomyces hansenii CBS767, 1308 nucleotides long. RefSeq names its product inositol phosphosphingolipid phospholipase (gene ISC1). The record is from RefSeq and is a predicted model, not a curated record. Bases 1 to 1308 code for a protein of 435 amino acids. NCBI's taxonomy places the organism in Eukaryota, Fungi, Ascomycota, Pichiomycetes, Serinales, Debaryomycetaceae. Gene Ontology annotation, molecular function: sphingomyelin phosphodiesterase activity. Gene Ontology annotation, cellular component: cytoplasm. The transcript has a single exon.